Molecule: messenger RNA, 779 nt
Organism: Aricia agestis (brown argus)
Lineage: Eukaryota; Metazoa; Arthropoda; Insecta; Lepidoptera; Lycaenidae
Gene: RabX4
Product: ras-related protein Rab-8A
Exons: 5
Coding region: 26-640 (204 amino acids)
Molecular function (GO): GTP binding; GTPase activity
Source: RefSeq, a predicted model, not a curated record
CGAUCACCCGUUUGGGAACGUAAACAUGGCUCUGGAUUUCUCUGCGACUUACAAAUUAUUGGUGCUAGGCGAUUCUAAUGUGGGCAAAACGUGUAUAGUGCACAGAUACUGCGAUGAAAGGUACUACGACGUGUACAUAUCGACCAUUGGCAUAGACUUUAAGCAGAAGAUCAUAAACCUGGACGGGGUGCCGAUAAAGCUACAGAUAUGGGACACAGCCGGACAGGAGCGGUUCCGGACUCUUACCACGGCGUACUACAGAGGAGCUAUGGGCAUCAUACUCAUGUAUGACAUCACCAACCUAGAGUCUUUCAAUCAUCUUUCGUACUGGCUACGUAAUAUACAGGAAUAUGCAUCCCCGGACGUUAUAAAAGUGUUGGUGGGCAACAAAUGCGAUGUUCACGAGAACCAGCGUGCCGUGCCCAAGGAGAGAGGACAAAAGAUUGCAGACGACUUUGAUAUGCCGUUUUUCGAAGUAUCCUGCAAAAGUAAUAUAAAUAUAGAAGAAGCGUUUAUCACAUUAGCAAGAAAAAUAAGAGAGUACAGAGAAACUAAGGCGGACGCUUUCGAACUGAAAGAACGGGACAACGUGAUAAAACCAUCGGAGUCGGAAACGGACGUGUCAAAAUGUAGCUGUUAGUCUGGAUUCUAGACCUAGUCGCAAUAACAACAGACAUCGUAAGGCUGGCUUUAUAUUAUGCGGCGGGCGGCGGCACGAACGCGCGGUCUGGCCGCUAGUCGCAACACCGCGAGAUUAAAAAACAAUUUAUGUACUUAUU